CGCAGCUCCACUCUCAGCUAAAACUGAUUUCUCUUGAUUAUUCCCUGCCAAACUUCGUGUUGUUUCUGCUCAUAUUUUCAGCCCACAGCUCCUCUGCGUAAAGGUGACCGCCGGGUGAAAUCAGCAGAGAGAGGCAAAGGGACGAGAGUCAUCCUCAUAUUGGAAUUACCUGCCGAGCUGAACACAUAGAAGUCGGAGUUCAUGCCGGAUUUCGAGCACUUCAGAUUUUCCUACUCGAGUAUGAAUCCGGUUCUGGGGGAGAACGGCUUCCUGGCCCCGCAGCAGCACCACCACCACAUGACGGGCCAGACCGACUCCGCCAUCCCAGAACCGGGCUACUUCUUAGGGGAUCAGGCUGGGUUUGGGCCCGAUGGGUUGUCCGGGCUGGACCUGGGCGCCCUGCCACCAUCGGGCCUCGCUUACUUGCACCUGAGCAGCCCGUUGCACCGGGUCCCUCCUGCGGCCACGGCGCUGCGCAACGACCUGGGCUCCAACAUCAGCGUGCUGAAGACCCUGAACCUGCGCUUCCGCUGCUUUCUGGCUAAAGUGCAUGAGCUGGAGCGCAGGAACAAGGUGUUGGAGAAGCAGCUGCAGCAGGCCCUGGAGGGGAACAGCGGAGGGGAGGGACACCAAAAGCCCCUGACUAAAGAGAUGGGGGUGCAGACUGGAUUUAUAGGGCCUAUCCCAUCUAGACCGGGCCUCAUCCCGCUCCAUAACGCCAAUAACUCGGCUUACCUCCCUGGUGGCCUCCUCUCCCCAACUCUAAACCCUCCUCCUUUCUAUGAUAACAAACACCUGCUGGGGAACAACCUGAACCCCUUCACGGAUUCAAACUCCAACCUCAGCUUCUCCAUCAGCCCCGCGCUGAGCCCUUCCGACCCCUGCAGACCCAUCAUCACCAAUAACAUCAACGAGAAAUACACAGAUCACACCACCGGGACUAACACCAACAACAGCCCUCUUCCCCCUCCUCCUCCUCCUCCUCCUCGCUUCCUGCCCGGGACUAUCUGGUCCUUCAACCACACCCGCAGGUUUGGCACCGGGAGGGAGUCUUGCGUCACGGGCCCCGGAGUGUCCUGGACUCACCCGGACGGUGUCGGGGUGCAGAUCGACACCAUCACACCCGAAAUCAGGGCUUUGUACAACGUGCUGGCCAAAGUGAAGAGAGAGAGAGACGAGUACAAGAGAAGGUAA
This is a messenger RNA of Scomber japonicus (chub mackerel), 1194 nucleotides long. Its product is annotated as non-homologous end joining factor IFFO1-like. The record is from RefSeq and is a predicted model, not a curated record. Lineage: Eukaryota; Metazoa; Chordata; Actinopteri; Scombriformes; Scombridae. The transcript is spliced from 2 exons. Bases 202 to 1194 code for a protein of 330 amino acids.